Macroventuria anomochaeta is the source of this 231-nucleotide messenger RNA. RefSeq lists its product as uncharacterized. NCBI's taxonomy places the organism in Eukaryota, Fungi, Ascomycota, Dothideomycetes, Pleosporales, Didymellaceae. The record is from RefSeq and is a predicted model, not a curated record. The transcript has 4 exons. Bases 1 to 231 code for a protein of 76 amino acids.
AUGACGCCUUGGUUUGCAUUGUUCGAGGCGUGGGCAGUCGCAGCACUGAUCCGAAGCCCAACGUUCAACCGCGCGGUCCAGAAAGCGUACCGCAAGAUCAACAAGAUCCCAGAUCAUGAGCCGAAGAAUGGAUUGGGCCGUACCGGUCCUUCGGCAUUCGACCAUUUCAAAGACGAAGUGAAGACCCAGUUCAAGGAGCUCACUUGGCAGAAACGAGACCCACGGAAAUGA